CUUGCUUGUCAUUGUGGGGGAAUAGAGGGUUUUCCCAGCCACAUUAAAUCCCCCAUCAAAGCCAGCAGUCAGCCGGUGUGGGAACAACUGUCCUUACCUGCUCUACCUGUAGCACUGAAAGAGGAGAAGGACCUGGUGGCUGUGUUAAGUAGCAGGGAUGUUUGACACACUGUAUGAGUGGUUCUGGUGGGACAGAAUCUGGCUGCCAGUGAAUCUGACGUGGGCUGACCUGGUAGACAAGGAGGGCCGGGUCUACGCCAAAGCCUCUGAUCUUUAUGUCACUGUCCCCGUUGCCUUUGUCUUCUUACUCCUCAGAUACCUGUUUGAAAAUUGGGUAGCAACACCACUUGCUGUCUCCGCUGGGAUCAGGCAGAGAGUCCAUCUGAAAGCCCAGGACAACCCCAUCCUGGAACUCUACUACACCACUCAGUGUAGCCAUCCUGCUCAGGCAGACUUUGAUGGGCUGUCUAAGAAAAGCUGUUUGUCAGUGAGACAAGUGGAGCGCUGGUUCAGAAGAAGACGUAAUCAGGACCAUCCGGGAGUCCUGAAGAAGUUCAGAGAAGUCUGUUGGAGGUUUGUCUUCUACCUGUUGGCGUUCAUAGGAGGAAUAGCAGCCCUGUAUGAUAAAGAAUGGUUUUAUGACACUCGGGAAGUGUGGACAGGCUUUCCAAAGCAGUCCAUGCUGGAGUCUCAAUACUGGUAUUAUAUCCUGGAGAUGAGCUUCUAUGCCUCUCUUCUCUUUAGCAUAACCUUUGAUGUCAAGAGAAAGGACUUUAAAGAGCAAAUUAUCCACCACUUGGCCACUCUGGUGCUCUUAUCUUUUUCCUGGUGUGUCAACUAUAUUCGUAUCGGAACCCUGGUCAUGCUUGUCCAUGAUGCGUCUGAUGUUUUACUGGAGUCCGCCAAAUUAUUCAACUAUGCCAAAUGGGAGAAAACCUGUCAAAGCCUUUUUGUUUUGUUUGCCAUAGUGUUUAUGGUAACACGCCUCAUCAUCUUUCCAUUUUGGCUAAUCCACUGUACCUGGGUUUACCCCCUUCACUACUACCCCGCCUUCUUCGGGUACUACUUCUUCAACGUGAUGCUGUUGGUCCUCCUCUGUCUGCACAUAUUCUGGGCCUACCUCAUUCUCUGCAUGAUCAGGAAGUUUAUGUUUGGAACAAUGACCAGAGAUGAGAGAAGUGAGAAUGAAGAGGAGGAGGAGGGAGAGAGCAGUCAAACAGAGGACGAAGGUGUAGGACAGCACAAGCUGGGCAAUGGACAUGCAGUUGGUGAGAAGGAGGACAAGAGUGGCUGCUUCGGGUGCUUGUCUCCACCAGAGGACAUCUGUCGCUCAAAGACUGUGUACUGACUCAUGCUUAGUAUGAUCAAUAGAGCUGAAGAUGUGAGGAACCAAACAAUGUUGAAUUAGUUUAUCCUCUAAAGACUGAAAAAUAAACAAAACAUGUGACCUUUUCCCUUUAGAUGCUGAAAAACAACCUAACUCAAUUAAGCCUUGCGUGCUAACAGACCUUAGAACUGUGCACACGUAAGGGAAGAGAAACUUUGAGAUGUUUUGGCAGUCUGGUCCUCUCCAGUGUUGUCAGUGGCAGCACUUCACUCGACAGACCUGUUGGUCAAAAGAGACCAGUGAGCCGAACAAACAAACUAAACACAAACCCCACUGUGUGCUCAUCAUCACCUCUAAUUUGUUUCGCAUUUUUUUGUGAAGUGCAGAGUCGCUGUGCUGUGGAUCUUUCCCCCAGCUGCUUUGACUCGAUGUUUCAUUCGUCUAGGCCUGCUAGCUUUUAUCAAUUCUCUUUUGGUUUGUAUGUCUGUGGAGAGUGGCUUGAACAGUUUAUUCAUGGUAAGAGGGAGAUGAAUGGGAUCUAUGACCUGUUAGGGUGCCCUAACACAUGCACCUUUUAUGUUUGAACCCUGUCUCCUUUAACUUCUUAUCAUGUGAAGUUCGUACAUGUACAGUCCUUAUUCUGUAAUAAUACUGCAUGCAGGUUUGUGUAUGUUUCUAGUGAUUUAAUUAAGCAUUAGUCUUGCAUAGCCAGCGCUAUCUCCAAUGUGUCUCUUACAGGAGAAUCUAGAAAUACCGCACUGCGGUUGUAUGCCUCCGCCAACCAUUGCAGUUACGUCAACAUAAUUUUUUUCCGAGAUUCAUACAAGUUCUCCGUGACCUUGAUAUUUGACCACCAAAAUCAAAUCAAUUAAUUAGUGACUCCAAGUGAACGUGUGCCAAAUUUGAUAGAAUUCCCUUUGUGUUCCUGAGAUAGCACUUUCACAAUGUAAAACAUGUGUUUAGUGAGUUCACAGUAACCUUGACCUUCAACCAUGAAAUUCUAAUCAAUUCAUCCAAGUUAAUGUGGAGGCUUUUUAUUUAGGCACUCCUGAUAUAUAGCAUUCACAACAACAUGAGGUCACACAACCUUGACUUUUUGACCUGCAACCACCAGAAUCUACUCAUUUAUUUUUGGAGUCCAAGUGAAUGUUUGUGCAAAAUUUGAAAAAAUUCCCUCAAGAAGUUAUUGAGAUAGUGCGCUCACAAUAAUUGGAUGGAAAGAUGUAUGAACAAAUGUACAGACGGUUGGACAAUCCACAAAUAUAAUGCCUCCGACCACUGGCUGUCGCUGGCACAGAGGCAUAAAAAUGGUCUGGCUUGUUUGUAUUAUAUUAAACAACCACAAACAUCUUGGGUGGUGCUAUGCCCACGAUGAAGCGAUGGUGCCCAUGCAAAAUAUGUAGUGUCAGGAGGAAUUUGUUUUUGGGGAACAUUUGCAUGUGGGGAGAUGAUCAAUGUCAUUUAAAUGGCUAAUUCCUAAAAGGAACAAGGAACGCCACACAAAAAACCCAAAAGACACAGUAUGACUAGCCACAUCAAAACUUGUCAUUUCAGCACAUAGAUUGCUGGCUGGGACAACAGUCACCAUGUGAGCACAUCAUAUACUAUGAUAAUGUUGUAAGACUUAUAGAUUUCCACACAAGUUAUAUUGGUUUUGUUAUUUCCCAAUGGAAAUUCCAAUUAAUUACUUUUUGGGCAUAGGGAGGUUAAAUAUGCAUCUUUAGUGCCUGUUGGUCCAGGAUGUGUUCAGCCAGGAUUAUCUGACUGGAAGCAUGGACAUAUUUCAGGUGCUUACAAGGAAACAGUUCAUCGUAUUUUCAGAUUUCUGAAACUACCAUACAUUUGUAUGUUUAGUACACAUUAUACACAUAAUAUGUACACCUAUAAAUACACAAGGUACACAAAAAUGGAUGGAAAUACAUACUUUUUAGUGUUGUGUGCAAAAUAAUUUCUUCUUGAGUUGUCGUACAGUCUAACAGGUCUGUCUUGACUGGUUGAUUGGCAUAGUUUAGUAGCUACUGUAUCACUAUAUGAGUUUUUACUUUCACAAAUAGUGAGCCAAAGUGAAACCACAACUUCUAGGUUCUGUUGCAGGACAAAGAAAUCCUUAUUCAAAAUCCGACUGAUAUCUGUAGCAACACUAAUAACAAUCCAGCCUUAGAAAAGAGGCCUUCUCUACAGUAUGUGGUGGGGCUUGCAUUCUAAGGUAAGUAUUUUUUUUUUUAAAAUCAAACUAAUUUGUUUAUUUGAUGUGUCUGUUUAAUGCGUUUUUUAAUGUGAAUAUGUUCACCACAUGUAAAAAUGUAUCUCUAUCAACUAAUCAUUAAACUGAACUAACUGCGA
Molecule: messenger RNA, 3670 nt
Organism: Hippoglossus stenolepis (Pacific halibut)
Lineage: Eukaryota; Metazoa; Chordata; Actinopteri; Pleuronectiformes; Pleuronectidae
Gene: cers3a
Product: ceramide synthase 3a
Exons: 11
Coding region: 158-1348 (396 amino acids)
Biological process (GO): ceramide biosynthetic process
Cellular component (GO): membrane
Molecular function (GO): sphingosine N-acyltransferase activity; DNA binding
Source: RefSeq, a predicted model, not a curated record